Molecule: messenger RNA, 432 nt
Organism: Drosophila santomea
Lineage: Eukaryota; Metazoa; Arthropoda; Insecta; Diptera; Drosophilidae
Exons: 1
Coding region: 70-369 (99 amino acids)
Source: RefSeq, a predicted model, not a curated record
CUUCGACGAGAAGUCAAGACGUUACUUUCACCCAUCUAAUAUCAUCUCUAACCAACCAACAAGCCAACCAUGGAGCACGAAAAAAUGCUGAAGCCCACUGUCACCUAUCAUCUGUUCCUGUACCGCGUCGAGUUGGCCCGUCGGAAUGCCCGGCAGCUGCGGCUUUCCCGCACCAAAAUCGAGAUCACGGACGAGCUCAUCUCGAAUACGGUGCGCAAUCUGAAGACGUGCAGCAUGGACGACCUGAAGGCGGUAAACCGGGAGCUUCUGUUCAAGCGGAAACUGCGGAGCAACGUGUCCAAGCUGAAAAAGGAGGCCAAGCGGCAGCAGCGCCAAGAGAACGAAGACAACUCACCCAAACAGGAUUAGUGUCGAUUCAAUCAGAGCGGAUUGAUUUAUUGUAUAUAGCCUGUGUAAAUAAAUACUUUUGAU